AAAUGCUUUUCUUUCUUCUUUCUUGUUUCUCUUUCAUAAUUCUCUCCAAGUUUUCUCUCUUCAAAACACUCCCAAAUUGGAACAAUCUCAAAAUGGGUAUCUUCUCAUUUCAAUCGUUCUUCAAACACAUGUUGAAAACAAACAUGAUCAAACAAGAAAAGGGUAACUUUAGUUCAAAGACAGAAGAAACUUUAUUGGAAAAAGAUAAUCUUUCUUUACUGGAUUUGCCAGAUUUGCCCUUGGAGUGCAUUCUUGAGAAGCUUUCUCCAUCUGGGUUAGCUAGUAUGUCAGGGGUAUGUAGGUCUUUUAGGGUCAUGUGCACACAAGAUCAUUUGUGGGUUAAACAUUUGAACCAGAAAUGGGGUAAGUUCUUGAUGGGUGGGUCUAUGUUUGAUGAAUGGAAGAAGUACAUUGAUGUUAAAAAGAAGCAAAGCUUGAAGGAUUAUUGUAAUGGAAAAGGGUAUUUUGGUCUUUUCACUUGGUGGAAGAAAAAUGGGAAGUUGAAUGAAAGUAGUGUUUUUUUGCCUGUUGAUUCUAUCAUGUCUUGGUAUCUUUCUCUUGAAAGUGGAAAGUUUUCUUUUCCUGCUCAAGUUUACAAUAGAGAGAAUGGAAAUAUUGGGUUUUUAUUGUCUUGUUAUGAUGCAAAAGUUAGCUAUGAUUCUCACACAGACAGUUUCAAGGCCAGGUAUGCAUCACAGGGUAGGCCAACAAUUGAAGAAAAUAUAAAAUGGGAAAGGCUAAGAUCACCAGUAGUUGAUACAUCACCAUAUGAUCUUCAUGUUUCUGACUGUUUGACUGAUUUACAACCAGGAGACUACUUUGAGGUUCAGUGGAGGAAAUCUAAAGAGUUUCCCUAUGGUUGGUGGUUUGGUGUUGUUGGCCACUUGGAAUCAUGUGAUGGUAACAAGCUUUAUUGCCAUUGUCAUCAUAGUGACUCGGUGAUAUUGGAGUUCAGGCAGUACAAUUUGGGGUCAAGAUGGAGGGAAGUGGUGAUUGACAGAAGAGACCAUAGAGAAACAGGCAAUGAAACAAAUGGGUUUUAUGCAGGGAUCCGGAAACUUAACGAUGACAAAGAGAUAGCGAUGUGGAAGAGCCUUUGACCGGCUCAGCCGAUGUUCGAUUAGUAUGAACUUUGUCGUAAAUAGAAGGUUUACAUAGAGAAUUUAGAGGUCAAUAGAGAUGAUUUGGUAUUGGUUUUUGUUGGUUGAUGCAUAGAGGUUUAAGAAGACGAAAUGUAACUUGUAAAAAGUUGGUACCAAAGGGCUAUGGUUAAGGUUAGGUUAUGUAUGUAUGUGUCGGUUGAUAUAAUGUUUAUCAUGAUUAUUGA
Molecule: messenger RNA, 1327 nt
Organism: Helianthus annuus (common sunflower)
Lineage: Eukaryota; Viridiplantae; Streptophyta; Magnoliopsida; Asterales; Asteraceae
Product: F-box protein At2g26850
Exons: 5
Coding region: 3-1100 (365 amino acids)
Molecular function (GO): protein binding
Source: RefSeq, a predicted model, not a curated record